UGUGGUACUGAAGCCAGCUGAAGUGUUGAGCUGAUGCUUUUUACCGCUCAUUUCUUAUUUGAAGUUACACUGCGUUGCCCCCUGAAGGAGGUUUAACCCGUGUCUUACGGUAGAGCAAACCGUCGGACAUGCAGACAGAGAAGGAGGAUGAGGACGAUGCGUCUCCUGAAGAGUGUGUUGCUCUGUCCGAUUUCACAGCAAGUGGCAGCGACCAGCUUAGUUUCAGCAGAGGGGACAGACUUCUUGUGCACGCCAAGCCUUCAUCAGAUUGGUGGUGGGGAGAGCUGCGGGAAGUCAGGGGUUAUGUCCCUGCCAGUUACCUGCGCUCGGGUGCUGCUGAGGAGGAGGAGGAGGAGGACACCUCCCUCGAGGACCCAUGGCAGGAUGAAGAAUACUUUGGCAGUUAUGGGACUCUGAGGCUUCACUUGGAGAUGUUGUCAGACAAGAGUCGCACUGAGGCUUACCGGCAGGUUAUUCUCAGCAACAGCGCGUCUCUGAGGAACAAGGUGGUGAUGGACCUCGGCUGUGGGACUGGCAUCAUCAGCCUGUUCUGCGCUCAGCUGGCACAACCCUCAGUGGUGUAUGCUGUGGAGGCAAGCUCCAUGGCGGAGUACACCAGGCAGCUGGUGAAGCAGAACGAUUGUGAGGAGGUGGUUACGGUGCUUCAGGGACGAGCUGAGGAGAUCGAGCUGCCUGAGCAGGUGGACGUCCUGGUGUCUGAGUGGAUGGGUAACUGCCUGCUGUUUGAAUUUAUGGUGGAGUCAGUCCUGCUGGCCCGGGACCGCUGGCUGAAAGAAGGCGGCGUGAUGUGGCCCUCAUCAGCGGCCCUCACCCUGGUGCCAUGUCAGGCCGACAGCUAUUACGCAGAGAAAAUGGCCUUCUGGGAGCGGCCCUAUGGCCUGGACUUCACCCCUCUUCAGCCUUUGGCACAGCAAGAGUUCUUCACCAAACCCAAAUUCAGCCACCUCAUUGAGCCCAAUGACUGCCUCACCGCUCCCUGUGAAGUCAUCUACCUCGACAUGUACUCUCUGCAAGUCAAAGACCUGGAGGAAAUCAACGGUCAGUUUCAUUUUUGUGUGGAAAAGUCUGGUGUAUUCCACGGAUUCACUGCCUGGUUCACUGUUCAUUUCGAGAGCUUGGAGUCAGGAGGCGCAACAGUGGAGCUAAACACCGGACCUAACUCUGAGCCGACUCACUGGAAGCAGACUCUAUUCAUGCUAGACAGGCCGAUCAGUGUGCAUGCAGGAGACUCCAUCAGUGGAACCAUCGUCCUACGUAGGAACCCCGUCUGGAGACGCCACAUGACAGUUACCCUGCAGUGGAACAUUAACAGCAACACAGAGGAAACAGACAACUGCCAGGCAAACAUUAAAUCUCUACUUUAUACAUCACAUUUCAAAGAUGCCUUGACUAUAAUCAGUGAAGUGGUGGUAGAUUGUUCUCUUCUAGCAUCAUGCAAUGAGACUCAGUUUCAUACAUCAGCCUCCCAAGAGUCCUAA
Toxotes jaculatrix (banded archerfish) is the source of this 1499-nucleotide messenger RNA. RefSeq names its product protein arginine methyltransferase 2 (gene prmt2). Gene Ontology annotation, biological process: peptidyl-arginine methylation. Lineage: Eukaryota; Metazoa; Chordata; Actinopteri; Toxotidae. Gene Ontology annotation, molecular function: protein binding; protein-arginine N-methyltransferase activity. The transcript has 8 exons. The coding region runs from base 129 to 1499 and encodes 456 amino acids. The record is from RefSeq and is a predicted model, not a curated record. Gene Ontology annotation, cellular component: nucleus.